Messenger RNA from Nasonia vitripennis (jewel wasp), 4962 nucleotides. RefSeq names its product serine protease filzig (gene flz). NCBI's taxonomy places the organism in Eukaryota, Metazoa, Arthropoda, Insecta, Hymenoptera, Pteromalidae. Gene Ontology annotation, molecular function: serine-type endopeptidase activity. Gene Ontology annotation, biological process: proteolysis. The record is from RefSeq and is a predicted model, not a curated record. The transcript is spliced from 8 exons. The coding region runs from base 1131 to 4601 and encodes 1156 amino acids.
AAACGAGUUCGUAUCGGCCGAUGGUUUUUAAAAGAGCGAGAGAAGCCGGUGAUAAAAGCAGUGCAGCGAGUUUCUGGCUGAUUGAUCAAUUGGGUCACCGCAAAGGAAAGUUUCAUAUCCAAAUUCAGGAGGUCACUCGUCCGCUUCGAAAUCGUUUUCAAUGCUCCAAUUAUGCGCGAACUUGGAUAAAACUCCGUCGAACAUCGACGAUACACGCAAGCCGCCUCGCGAGUAUAGCUAUAUAUACAUCAUUGGCUGGAGGUUUAACGGGGCCCAUCGGAAAAAUCUCGGGGCUCAUUACCAUUCCGCGGACGUAAGUGCAGUAGGUCAGACACGACAACGACGACGACGACUGUGUAUAUACAGCCGGCAAUUUCGUAGAAAGUGACUUCGCCGCUGGAAUUCGUUCGCUAUAUGAUUCACUGCGUUUUAGGCUCCUUCGAUAGAAGCAGCCUUGAACUUGGACGAUUUUCAAGCCACGUAUAUAGAGUUUUUAUUUAUCUUACGUAUUCUGCAAUAUAACACCUCGCGGGAGAUCGAUACGCGCGUCUACAUGAGCUUAACCCAGAUUCGCUCGCGACAAUAAAAUCCAAAACCGAAUGGCUUUUCCACGAACUCACGCAAGCACACUUGGAAUUCCUGACGUUCCCGGGCACACGCGAUCGUAUGUAAUACGCCAGCAGGAAGCUUAUAUGUAUAUGCACGGCUAUAGAUAUACAUAUAUAGACACAUGCGCGGCGCGGAGCUACCGGUAACGGUAGGCGUUCGGUAUUCCUACGUCCUCCUAUUCCAACGGGUUCUCUCGGCCGGCUUAAUUUAUGCGCUUAGCACUUUCGGCCUAUUGGCUCCAGACAAAUUUCUCCUUCGCGCCGCGCGAAUCCGCGCGCCGAUAAGCUUAUUUCGCGCGCGUACCGGUUCUCUGUGUGUACGCUCGGGAUAUAACGAUAAGGACGGCUAAUAAAGUGCGCACCAGAGUCUCGGGGAGUGAAAAAUCGUCGAAUUUCGCGGGGAUUACGCUAGCGGCGAUUAUACGGCCAUAAGCUGACCCACUUCCUCGUGCUAUUGAAAUAACAAGGCGCGAGUUGCAUCGGAAGAAAGCGAGGGCAUCGAUACACUUGUAAUCCUGUUUGAUGGCUCGCGGGAAGAUUAUAUGUCUGCUAGUCAUGUUCCUCGCCAUGACAUCGGCCUUUUCCAUCGCCGAGAUUCCACAGGCCAAAGGUCGAAAGCUGUUCGGCGGCUAUCGAAUAGCGCCCAAGGUCUGCCAGGCGACGAACCCCUCCCGGAUCAAGUCCGACCAGCCGGCCAUCUGCAUGUUCAACUACGAGUGCAGUCGACGUCGCGGCGAGGUCGUGGGCGCCUGCAUGGACGGCUUCCUCUUCGGCGCCUGCUGUCAGCUCCCGCCGAAGCAGUCCGGCGAGGCCCUCGAGAAGGUCACGAUCCUCGAGGACCCGCUGAUCAACGUCCACGAGAUCGACCACGUGCCCGACAUCCCCAUACUGCUGAACCCCGACGGGACACCCGUGGGCCAGGAGAGCACGACCAAGAGCAGCUUCCUCUCCACCAAGUCCUCCGUCUCCAGCACGAAGGACAGCUUCGAGAACGCGGAGAAGCCACAGCUGGCCAACUUCAGCUACCUGGAGGACAACUUCGGUGCGCUGCUGGGCAACGACCAGGUGAUGGACGACCUGAAACUGCCGUCGCUGAUCACCCACUCGGACGCGAACAACGACAUCCAGGAGCCCGUGGACAAUCCGGUGACGACCGUGCUGAGCCCCGACCAGAUCUUCCAGGUGGCUGAUCCCGUGGACCAGUUGCCCGCCCUCUUCUCCCACGGGAUCCACCCCAGCAACGACAGCGCCGGCGACGCCGAGACCAUUCUGCUGAACGAGAACGGCACGACUCUCCACGAGUCCCACAACCCGGACGAGCUCUUCAGACCGGCGAGUCCGACGGAGAAGGCUCCGGUCACCGGCUUCUUGAAGCUGGGAAUCCAGACGACCACCACCCAGAGACACUCGGUCGCGCAGAAGACCGAGACCACCGAGAGGACGUCGAUCAAGGCCGCCACUACCCAGUCGACCAGACCGAAUACGCACGGCAGCUUCUCGUACCAGGAGAAGAGCAGCACCGCGGCUCAGACCAAGAAGACCACCUCGGCCACGAAGAAGGUCACGACUCCUGCGUCGUCCACGACGAAGGAGAAGUCCACUUACGCGGCGACGAAGUCAACGGCGUCCGUCAAGAGCGAGACCACGACUCCCAUGAGUCUGACGACCAGGAACGCCGAGGACCUGGUGAGGGUGCCGACCAUCACCUACGGAGGCCAGGGCGGCAACAAGAAGCACGACGAGCUCGACAAGGAGGAGAUCGCCAUCAACCACAUCAUCUCCCUUCUGAACGACACGAGCGACGCCAAGAUUACCACUCAGGUGACGAACGGACCCACGACGUACAAGUGGGUGAGCACCGAGUCGUCGCCCAAACCGACGCUGGUCAAGAUCAAGACGACCCGGCCCACAGCCGUCACGACGGAGUCCCUGCCUCCGUCCUACUACACCUCGAACACGUCCCCCAACCACUACUACUACAGCACCGCCACGACCGAGCCGUCGAGGUUGACCAGCUACUACACGUCCCCGGGAUCCUCCAGCUCCUUCUCCACCCAGGCGGGCAGUUACGACGGCAGCAGCAGUUACCCCUACUCUUCGAGGCCCACGACCAACCCACCGGCUCCCACCGUGAUCGUCCUGGGACCUCUGGGCACCGAGUACACGACCAUACCGACCCAGAGCACGCCCAGCAGGUUCGGCGUCAACAGCCAGAAGUACCCGGACAAGGUGUCCAACACCAUCAGGCCGACGACGCUGAGCACGAAGAAGCCCAGCGUGGCCACCACGCUGACGCACAACAUCAGCACCGUCAUCUCCGGGAAUAAGCAGGUGGUGUCGGUCAGUUACAUCAGCGUGAACCUCAAGGACGGAACCACCUUGUCGCCGACGACGAUCAAGGACAGCCUGGAGACGGAGGCUGCGACGGCCUCCGAGAAGCCCGACAAGAAAGUCGUCACCAAGCGGCCCUCGACCAUCUACACGACCCUGACCUCCUGGUCCCAGAAGCCCAGCUUCCACCUCAAGCCCUCGUCGCCCAACUUCAACUGGCCCAGCGAGUACAGCAGCGACGGCGAGAAGGUCACCAGGCCGGGCUUCACCACCACCGGCUCCAACUGCGAGGAGGAGACAGCCGCGUCGGACGACGUCAACAACUUCCCCCCGGUGCGUCACCCCGAGCUCGAGUCCGGAGUGGCGCAGCUGCACCAGGACAAGCCGACUCUGGUCGAGCCCGGCGACAUCAUCAGCGAGGACGAGAUCCCCACGCCGGACUUUGUCGAGGACGCCGAGCUCAACAACAAGGUCGACGUGUUCGUCAACAAGAUCGUCGAGUCGCUCCAGGGUAACUUCCAGAACCUCAAGGACGUGGUGUACAAUCCGAAGAACGUGACCACGGUCAGCCAGUCGAACGCCGUGACCAAGAGACCGACCGUCUCGGCGACGACGAGGAAACCCACGGCCAAGCCGACGGUCAAGGGAACCAGGAGGCCGACCAGCAGGUUGACCACCACGCCAAAGACGCCCACCCUGAAGCCCAGACCCACGUCCACCGGGAGCAGGAAACCCACGACCACCAAGCGCACAAGCAAACCUGUCAAGCGGAUCACCACGACGCUGCCCAGCACCGACGCAGCCCCCUACGACACCACCACCCCGGCCCCUAGGCCCACCGAGGUCACGACCACCAUUCCCGAGAUCACGCCCAACUCGGACUUCCGAUCGAUAUGCGGAAUCAGACCACUGAUGAAGACAGGCAGGAUCGUCGGCGGCAAGGGUGCCACCUUCGGCGAGUGGCCCUGGCAGGUGCUGGUCCGCGAGGCCACCUGGCUGGGACUGUUCACCAAGAACAAGUGCGGGGGUGUCCUCAUCACGGACAAGUACGUCAUCACGGCGGCCCACUGUCAGCCCGGAUUCCUGGCCUCGCUGGUCGCGGUGUUCGGCGAGUUCGACAUCUCCGGCGAGCUGGAGUCCCGUCGCAGCGUGACGCGGAACGUGCGCCGAGUGAUAGUGAACCGGGCUUACGACCCGGCGACGUUCGAGAACGACUUGGCCCUGCUGGAACUGGAGACGCCCAUCCAUUUCGACGCGCACAUAGUGCCGAUCUGCAUGCCGGACGACAACACCGACUACGUCAAUCGCAUGGCAACCGUCACCGGCUGGGGCCGUCUCAAAUACAACGGAGGCGUGCCAUCGGUGCUGCAGGAGGUGAAGGUGCCCAUAAUGGAGAACUCGGUCUGCCAGGAGAUGUUCCAGACGGCCGGACACCAGAAGCUCAUAAUCGACAGCUUCAUGUGCGCCGGGUACGCGAACGGCCAGAAGGACUCAUGCGAGGGCGACAGCGGCGGUCCCUUGACCCUCCAGCGGCCGGACGGCAGGUGGAUCCUCGUCGGCACCGUCUCCCACGGCAUAAAGUGCGCGGCUCCGUACCUGCCCGGCGUCUACAUGAGAACCACUUACUUCAAGCCCUGGCUGCACAGCGUCACCGGAGUCUGAUGUCCACGGCUUAUCAUCCAAGACUGAUGACGACGACGACUAGAGUGCGAUGACCACGUGCCACUUGUAUAAAUUGUAAAAAGACGAAAGAUUAAUUAAUUUAUUUAUUUUAAAUUAUUACUAUCAUUACUACUGUAAUUAUAUAUACUGUUGGCGGAGCCGCGAGAGCCGCAUGUACAUAAUACAGAUCGUGAACGAAAGAUAUAAGAAAGAUAAGGAAAUAACACUAACUCUUCGCUAAGAUUAUCAUUAUGUAAUAUUAAUUCCCAUGUAAGCGUAUACAUAAGUCUCUAUAUAUUUAUGUUCACCGCGUUGUUAGCUGUUAUCCGUCAAUUAAACUUAUUUUUUAUACGAAAAAGAA